CGCCACUGUUAACAUCUUUCAACCCAAUCAAUUCCCUGUGGUACUGUCAUUCUACAUUCAUUCAUACAUUGCCUUUCUGUCUGCUGUAAAUAAUGUCAUCCUCCGAAACCUCCUCUUAUCUCGCCGGUGGUCCUGCCCCCGCUACCCCGGAUAGUCUCUGGCAAUGGCUAUCAUCAGCUGGCACCGAGAGACCGGAUGCAGAAGCAUUAGCUGCACUGCACCAGCCGGCAAACCACCUAUCCAACCUCGCCAAAACCAAGACCGCAUCUAGAGAUCACUUUAGCUGGACCUUCCGCCAACUGAUUGAAGUAGCGGAAUCAGUUGCUGCCGGUUUUUUAGAUGCAGGCGUGCGGCCCGGUGAUGUGGUCGCGCUGUUUAUACCCAAUUCUGCGGAAUGGGGUGUAUUUUUAUGGGCGUGUUUUCGUAUAGGUGCUGUUUUCGCGCCAAUUUAUCCGACUGCUCUUGGACGAGCGGAGGAAUUGGAGUAUUUGGUUGGGGCGCUUGAUCCGAAAGUUAUCGUGGUUAACGAUGAGACGGCUGCCAGAGCGUAUGAUCAGCAUUGCUCGAGGGAAAUUAUGCUGCAGCUUGUUUGCGACGGUGGGACUCUUCCGGGCUGGCUGUCUCUAUCUCACCUAAUCCCUCCGACCAAUAUCACGCUUCCACCGGCCAAGAGCGAUCCCAACGCGGUGGCUUACAUCCUUUUUACAAGCGGAACGACCAGUUUCCCUAAAGGCUGCCCAUUAACAGUCCAGAACAUCAGCGCAGAAAUUACCGGCUACCAUUCCUUUUACGGCAGCCAAUGGAACCCCACAGCGCGGUUCCUAGUCACGAGCAUGUGUUUCGGCCCGAUAUGCUAUCUCGGCUGCCUCAACUCAUGGAGAGGAGGCGGCUGCAUCGUCAUUCCCAGCAGAUAUUUCAGUGAUGAUGUUGCUCUUCGAGCUGUCGUUUCGCAGCGGAUUACCAAUAUGAUGUUGGUUCCUAGUCAAGUGCGGUCGUUGUCGAGUAGUUCGACGCUGACCACGCAUCGUCCUUCAACAUUGCGGUUUGUGACUUGCUCUGGGGAUACGUGUCCCGCGGAUGUAAUCGAGCACGGACAAAGGAGUUUACAGACUAGGCGAUUGGUGUUUCAUUGGGGUAUGUCGGAGGGCGCGCCGCUGUUUGGGUGGUUGGGCGAGGAACCGAUUCCGGUUACCGGCCAGGGAAAUAUUCCCGGUCUGGGGCGCGCAUUGCCAGGCACGACCGUCCGGAUUUGCGAAAGCGGUAAUGACAAUAACAUCGUGGCCCGUGGUGUCGUUGGUGAGUUGGAGGUCGAUUCAACCAGUCUUGUGAAUCGGUAUCUGAGCAAGGAACACACGAGCAAGGCAUUUUUGGAAGAUGAAUCUGGAAGGCGAUGGUUCAGAACCGGUGAUCUUGCGUAUAUGGAUGACUCUGGGGUGAUUUUCAUCGUCGGAAGAAGCAAGGAUAUAAUCAAGUGUAAAGGGGUCGGGAUUGUGCCGUCGAUCGUGGAGGAUUGUCUUGAGAAGGCUUUUCAAGAUGAGGUUCAAGUCGUGGGAAUACCAGACCCAAGCUAUGGCGCCAAAGCCAUUGCCGUGAUGAAAGGAACCACCACAGAGCAGCCGCCCGACAUUCGACAAAAAGUGAAGCAGCAAAUCAUUCAGACGCUCGGACCGGAGUACACGUUAGGAGGGGUUGCGUUCUUUUCGGACUUGAGCUGGUCAGACUGGCCGAAGAAUUCGAGCCACAAAAUCAUCAAGAAGGAUAUUGUUGAUGCUGUUCUGCAGAGACAGACAGUGUUAGGAUAG
Molecule: messenger RNA, 1802 nt
Organism: Aspergillus glaucus CBS 516.65
Lineage: Eukaryota; Fungi; Ascomycota; Eurotiomycetes; Eurotiales; Aspergillaceae
Product: class I adenylate-forming enzyme family protein
Exons: 2
Coding region: 93-1802 (569 amino acids)
Biological process (GO): fatty acid metabolic process
Molecular function (GO): medium-chain fatty acid-CoA ligase activity
Source: RefSeq, a predicted model, not a curated record